AUGAGUUCCAACUCGGCUUCUGACACUUUGGAAACCAAAACCUACGGUGGUUGUGAAGGCCCAGAUGCGACAUACGUGAAGUUGGUCAGCAGCGAUGGACAUCAGUUUUUCAUCAAGAAGACGCUUGCAUCAAUUUCUGGAACCAUCAAGGCCAUGUUGAGCGGACCUGGACAAUAUUCGGAGAAUGAAAGCAAUGUAGUGAACUUUCGCGAGAUUCCAUCACACGUGCUGCAGAGAGUCUGCCAGUACUUCUCGUACAAGGAUCGCUAUACUAGUUCGGUAACAGAGAUUCCGGAAUUCAACAUCACUCCCGAGAUGAAUCGGAUCCUCUUCAGAGCGGUUCACACUCCAGCUGCAAGAAAAGCAUUGUUAGAAAAAAUUAUUCGAGUGGAUCAUGCUGGAGAAAUGGGAGCUGAUCGCAUUUAUGCUGGACAAAUGGCUGUGCUUAGUGGUUCGCCUCUGGGAUCAGUAAUAAAGAAGAUGUGGGAUGAAGAACGUGAACAUCUAGACAUCAUGGAACGACUUGCAGCUAGACAUGGUGCUCCUCAUACUGUACUCUCACCUAUUUUUGCAACGGCUGCUUAUAUAUUGGGAAUUGGCACGGCCCUCCUUGGCAAGGAGGCAGCUAUGGCGUGUACUGUUGCUGUCGAGGAAGUUAUUGGACGUCAUUACAAUAGACAAAUAGAAGAGUUAAUAGCUGAUGAUCCUGAAGUCCAUAAGGAUCUUUUGAAAACGCUGAGCAAACUUCGGGACGAUGAAUUGCACCAUUAUGAAACUGGAAUUGUGCACGAUGGUUUGAAGGCACCGGCGUACGAUGUUUUGAAAUGGGUAAUCCAGACUGGUUGCAAAGGUGCUAUCUCGAUUGCCGAAAAGAUAUAAAAGACUUGAGAUUUGCUUCAUUUAUUUUAUAUCAUAUUUUUCUCUUUAUUUUCUUACCAGCAUACCUCUACUGUGAUUUCUCAUCAAAAGAAAACC
Cylicocyclus nassatus is the source of this 975-nucleotide messenger RNA. The record is from the annotation of a GenBank genome assembly. Lineage: Eukaryota; Metazoa; Nematoda; Chromadorea; Rhabditida; Strongylidae.